Molecule: messenger RNA, 1336 nt
Organism: Jatropha curcas
Lineage: Eukaryota; Viridiplantae; Streptophyta; Magnoliopsida; Malpighiales; Euphorbiaceae
Product: cucurbitadienol 11-hydroxylase
Biological process (GO): sterol metabolic process; multicellular organism development; brassinosteroid biosynthetic process
Molecular function (GO): oxidoreductase activity, acting on paired donors, with incorporation or reduction of molecular oxygen; monooxygenase activity; iron ion binding
Source: RefSeq, a predicted model, not a curated record
AAUGUGGGCAAUUGUAUUGUUUGUCGCAUUGGUAGUUGUAUACUUCGCCUAUCGGUUUAACAAAUGGAGAAACCCAAAAUGCAAUGGAAUUCUGCCUCCUGGUUCCAUGGGAUUGCCUUUCAUUGGGGAGUCUCUUAAGCUUCUAACUCCUAGCUACUCAAUAGAUACUCAUCCAUUCAUUACAAUAGAUUACAAAGGUACAAAUAGAUACGGACCCAUAUUUAAAAGCAGUGUGGCGGGUCAAUCCGUAGUAAUUUCAGCUGACCCGGAAUUUAACAAUUACCUGUUAAGUCAAGAAGGGAGGUUAGUGGAAUUCUGGUAUACGGACGCGUCUAAGGUAAUGAUGGGAGGGGUGGGGAUCAAUGCCUCUGGUUACAUUCACAAGUACAAUCGAAGCCUUCUCAUGAACCAUUUUGGUAGGGAGAACCUCAAAGAAAAAUGGCUUCCUCAAAUACAAAAUUUGCUUAACAAAACUUUAUCGUCAUGGUCAACUCAGGAAAAUGUGGAAGUCAAAGAAGCUUUUGCCUCCGUUAUUUGUGAAUUUACAGCAAAUAUUUUGUUUGGUUAUGAUUUUGAAAAAUCAGCUGGUAGACUCGGCGACAACUUUACCGGUGUACAAAAAGUUUUGCUAUCAUUUCCUUUGAAUAUUUCUGGUAUGACAUACUAUCAAAGUUUGAAGAGUCGAGAGAGGGCAUUCGAGAUUUUUAAAAAAGCAGUUAAGGAUAGAAUUAACUCAGUUGAGAAGUCUCGAGACGAUGUUCUUGAUCAAGCCUUGACAGAUAUGGAAAGAGAGAAGUUCUUAACGGAGGAAUUUAUACAAUUUAUUUUUUUUGGGGUUUUGUUUGCUACUUAUGAAUCGAUUUCGUUAACAGUGGCAUUAAUCUUCAAGUUCCUUGAAUCUCAUCCAUCUGUGUUAGCAGAGUUGAUGAUUGAACAUGAGAAUAUUCUCAAAAGUAGACAAGAUUCAGAAUCUUCAAUCACAUGGGAUGACUAUAAAUCAAUGACUUUCACCCAGCAGGUCAUUAGUGAAACUCUUAGGUUAGGAACUACUGCACCUGGGUUAUGCCGAAAGGCAGUCAAAGAUAUUCAAUUCAAAGGAUUUACAAUACCUACUGGUUGGAACAUAAUGAUGGUCACUUCUAUUCGUCAUAUAAACCCUGAAGUAUACAAAGAUCCACUUGAGUUUAAUCCUUGGCGCUGGAAGGAUAUGGACUCAUUUACUAUAUCUAAGAAUUUCUCACCUUUUGGAGGAGGAACAAGACAAUGUGUUGGGGCUGAGUACAGUAGAUUGGUGAUUGCUUUGUUUCUCCAUUUGUUGAUCACCAAAUAUAGGUAA